Messenger RNA from Sycon ciliatum, 1280 nucleotides. Its product is annotated as adhesion G protein-coupled receptor E2-like. The transcript has 4 exons. Bases 312 to 1280 code for a protein of 322 amino acids. NCBI's taxonomy places the organism in Eukaryota, Metazoa, Porifera, Calcarea, Leucosolenida, Sycettidae. The record is from RefSeq and is a predicted model, not a curated record. Gene Ontology annotation, molecular function: calcium ion binding.
UUUUCUUCGAACUCCAGUUUUGUUCUCAGGCUGCUUCUGUGUUAGCAAACUGCCUCGAUGAGCCAGGUUUUGAACACUAGAAUCCCGUGCAUGUCGUCUUUGGGAUGUUUGCUAAUUCCCCUUUGAUCAACGCGGUCUCAGUUUUGUCAUGUGUAGUGAAUUGAGCAAAAGACCAGCUCGCAGGGCACUGCAAAUCCCGUUCAAAACCGUGCAGCACUGGCCCAAGAAGUCUAUAGUAGCCUAGGCCGGCGGGUUGCCGUCGCCGUUGUGUUGGCGCCUGAGUUGGUCCAUUCUGCCGAUCACCUGGAACGAUGACUGCUCCCUAUGAACGUUGCUCUGCCAGUCGCACCACAUCGUCAAUUGUUCACUUGGUGGUCAGUAUCCUGUUCCUGCUGAGUGCCCUGCCCAAGCACGAAGCCACCGCAAAUGUUAAUGAGUGCGCUGGAGCUAACGAAUGCCACGCAAACUCUACGUGUGCGGACACUGAUGUGAGCUACCAGUGUACCUGCCUGGGCGGUUACAGCGGUGAUGGGCGUAGCUGUAUAAAUGUGGACGAAUGUCAGACUGGGACACACAACUGCUCUGCCAAUGCCACCUGUACGGACACCACAGGAUCGUACGUGUGUCAGUGCAGAGCUGGGUUCACGGGCAAGAACGGGACCGUGUGCGAAAACAUUAAUGAAUGUAAGGGUAACGUAUGCGCCAAAAAUGCGUCUUGCGCCGAUCUUGAUGGAUCUUUUAAUUGCAGCUGCAAUGCAGGUUUUAUGGGAGAUGGCCAACAAGAAUGCUCCCCUAUCGACGAGUGCCAAACCGGCAGUCAUCUUUGUCACGGAAAGGCCGUCUGUACAAAGACGCCCGGCUCGUAUUCCUGUGCAUGCGGUGUAGGUUACACCGGUAGUGGUCGUACUUGCACCGAUAUUAAUGAAUGCCUGAACAGUACCCAGCCGUACAAUAAUUGCAGCAGUCAUGCUGUGUGCAAGAACCUUGCCGGCGGCCACACGUGUACGUGCAAGACUGGCUUCACUGGCAAUGGAACUACUUGCAUCAAUAUGCUUACAAUUUGUCCUCGAUUCACGUUACCUAACCUUGCCAAUGAAACGGCAUAUAACGAAACCUACAAGCCAGGGCAGCGCCUCAAAAUCCUCUGCCAAACUGGCUUUGAGCUGACAAGGGGUACCAGCAACACGGAUAUCUACAUCUGCUUUACCAGGAGAGGCAGAAAUGAAUGGCGAGGUGAUGCAACCUGCACCCAAUGCAGUUGGAGAAACUGGUUCCACUAA